CCCCGGCUGUGGCCUCAGGAGGGCAGGAGAUCAGUAGCGUACGAGCGCGCGAGCGGUGCACGACGAGGGUGCGUGCGUGCGGGUGUGUGCGCAUAGAGGGUGAGCCGUGAGCGAGCGAGGGCGAGUGAGAGCGAAAUUGCCCCUCUCCUCCUCCUCCUACUCUCCCGGCGUUGCGGGAAAAACUCGCCUCAGCAUGCAACCACCGCCGAGAAAAGGAAACUACGCGAAGUUUCUAAAGCAUGUACACGCGGAGCAGGCAGCGAAAUUGCAAGCAAAAAAUCAGCACGAAUGUGACCUUCUGGAAGACAUACGGUGAAGACAUACGAUAUUUUACUAAUUUUACGAUUAAAAAAUCUGCCAUUGAAAAAUCCUACUCUGAGGCGCUGCUCAAGAUAUCGUCCGCAUACUUAAACAAAAAAAUACCGAACAUACCAGAUCUUAAAUUCGAUGGAGCCGAAGAGAAAUGGAACAUGUGGAACGUGUGGCGAACCGUGCUGGAGGAGAACGAGAAGCUGGCGCGCGCGCAUCUCGCUGCCGUCGAGGUCUUCCAGCAGCAGAUCGCCGAUGAUGCCAAGGGCCUCAGGAUGCAUAAAUUACAAGUCUCUAAGAAGGCAAUCGACCAAUUAUUAAUAGUACAAAAAGAACUGCAGACCUGCGUCCAGGACGUUGACAAAACAAAGAAAUUGUACUUUGACGAAGAACAUAGCGCACACGAUGUACGCGACAAGGCAAAGGAUAUUGAAGAAAAAUUGAAGAAGAAGAAGGGUUCCUUUUUCACAUCGAUAACGACAUUGCAGAAAAAUAGCGCCAAGUUUAGCUCGAAGCGAGAUCAAUUAGAAGAGAAAUCAACCGGAGCACGCAAUGAUUAUCUAUUGAGCCUCGCCGCCGCCAAUGCUCACCAAAAUCGAUAUUUUGUAGUCGAUUUACAGUCCACCAUGCAACAUUUGGAGCAAGGAGUUUACGACAAGGUAGCGGAAUAUUUAACGCUGAUGGGACGCACGGAAUUACUCACUUGUCUAGCCACGCAAAAUAGCUUCGGCAAAAUUCGCGAUCAAGCUCAGCAGCUUACUAGGGAAUACAAUAUCCAAUGUUGCUGUUUAUACUAUCCCGUUUUGAAACAACACAUUCAAUACGAGUUCGAAUCCUGCGAUAACGAUGCAAUAGAUAGGAUAACUGCCGAUCAUUCGGCAGCGACGACGUUGGGCAAUGAAGCGCGUCGCUGGUCGACGAGGAUUGCCCGCGAGGUCAACAAUAUCCGCGAGAACAAUCGAAAGCUGCAGGCACUGCUACAACUCAAAGAGGCUGGCCAAAAGACUGAUCCGAAUGAUCCUAAUGGUCCAGAUUUAGAUACAAAAAUCGAUGAUUUAAAGCACACUAUUCGACGAGCAGAGACAACAAAACUCAAGGCCGAAGCGAGAUUAGAAUGUCUUCGACACGGUGGAGUAAAUGUGGAUGAAUUCCUGCAAGAGGCUGAAACGCUGAGCGUUCAGGACAUACCUCGUUCGGCCAGUUCCCUUUCUGUCAGAACAGAUGCAUCUGGUGCAGCGGAACAUCCAUCAUCGGACUCUUUCUAUGACAGUGAUGGCGAUGGCGGAAGCGAUCUAACAACCGUUGAACGACCUGGAAAGACUGCGUCACAGCAUGAGGAUGAAGUCGAAGAAAGGCAAAGGCACGACAGCGCCGAAGUCGAUGCAUUGUUAGAGCAGGAGAAGCAACGAAUGGAGCAGCUAACAGCAGGCUGGGACGAUCCCACGUCGGUUGAAUGGGGCAACGAAGAGAAGGACGAGCAAGAAAUGACGCACGAGAUACUAGAGAUGCCUUCUAAUCAACCCAUAUACAAGUGUACUGCUCUCUAUUCUUACACAGCGCAAAAUCCCGAUGAGCUUUCCAUCGUGGAAAGCGAACAGCUGGAUGUAGUGGGCGAAGGCGACGGUGAUGGAUGGUUAAAAGCACGAAAUUACCGGGGAGAAGAGGGUUUCGUACCUCAGAAUUAUCUCGAUGUGGAGAGAGAGCCGGAGACUACUACCGGCGGCUUGACCUCGCAGGGUCCGAGUCUGGUCCAGCAAAUUUCAUUCUCAUCGGUCGAUUAUACGAUCGACGAUCACGACGCCGUCGAUCCCGAUGCUGGCUUGCAAAGUAUUGUUCCAGAAGCUAUUAUGCAAAAUCACAUUGGAGAAGUUGAGCAAUAUUGUAUCGCGCUCUACGAUUACGAUGCAACGUGCGACGAGGAGCUAAGCUUCCUAGAAGGCGAUAUCAUCAGAGUGCUGAGAAAAGAACCGCAUGAAGUGGACGAUGGCUGGUGGGAAGGCGAUUUAAGAGAUCAGCGAGGCAUCUUCCCCUCCCUCGUUGUGGAACCUUGCGCUCCGGAUGGGUCCCCUUUGACCCCACAGGAAGAUGUAACACCACCGAGUUCUGCACCGCCAGUCUUCACCCCGCCGGAAAUACCAGAAUUUUUGCUAGCCGAUGAACUCGCUCAGCUCGACGAGUCACAAGAAGAAAAGUCAGGGGUGAAUGGCGAUGGAGGUUUCAUAAUAAAUCUGUCCAAGAACCAAAAGGACCAUUAUGGCUUGCAAUUUGAAGAUGACGAAGCGGAAGCGCCAAAUAUAUUAGUCGUGGAGGUAUCAGAUGAAUCGAGCGAUAAGGCAGAGAAGUCCGAAGAUCCCAAAUCCGCUAACCAAAAGGACGAUUUUGGUCUUGGAGUAGCCCAGAUCGUCAUUACAGCUGCAACUCCAAUGGAGGAGAUCGAACAUCCUUUUCCUGGGGUAGAGGAGACUUCGGAAGAUCCAGCAAAAUCAGAAACCUCUGAAGCUGACCCUGAAGCUUCAAGUGCUGCUUCGGAUCCAAACGAGAGCGAGUGUAAAGAAGAGGAAGAGGCGACUGUCAUUUUGGAUGAAAAAGAGGAAGAAGAAGUUGAAGAAAAAUCCACGAUUGACGAACUUCCUGCCGAUUCAGCACCAUUUCCAAUCAGCAGCAGUUCCGGAAGUGAAGCGGAAUCGAUCGCUUCUGGUCCCAGUACUAACGAAAAUUCCCAAUCGAGAGGAACGGUGGUGGAAGUGACAGAAGAAGUCACAGAAAUCACAGAGGAAGAAGAGGAGGAAAUGGUGCCAGGCAAAAUGCUGGUAGGAGGAAGGGCCAGCAUCCCAGAUGAGCUUCAACCGGAUCAGUUAGAGAAGUUGCAGACGCUCAAGGAAUCGAACGCCUAGGGCUGACUGGGCCCCAGGGCCCACAAUGGCAAGAUUACAUUGCCUGAUGGCCACCCCGAUAAUUUUCGACAUCUCUUGGAUUUCUGGCGAUCGCCUGAAGUGCUAAGCAAGAAAGACUAACUCCUGUAAUAAAACUCCAAUAAGACUCUCAACUGACAAGGUUCUUAUGGUGAUCGAGUAGUGGUGGGAAUAAAGAUGUUUUAAAUUGUGAUUGAAUUAUCGUUAGGAUAAUGGGCGUUAAUAGAUCAAUUGGUGCUGAGAAAUAUUAUUAUUAUGAGACUAUAAUCAUUUUUAUGUGUGUCUUUAGUAUUAGAUUCUGAUAUUUCAACGAGAUUCUGUCAAUUAAUCUAUAGAACUCUGACGAAUUAUAGAAUUUACAUGGGUUUGUCAUAAAAUAUUCAAACUAAGAUUUAAUCGGAUUGCAAGUAUUUUGAAGAUGUAAUGUGAAAUAUCUUGAGCAACCGAGCAGUAUUAUGAGAGAUCGAUUUAUGAAACUAAGUAGAUUACCCUAUUGAUCUAUUAACAUCCUGGGAAAGAAGAGAGAAUGAUCUGACAAAUCUCUUGAUUGACAGAAUGAUUAAAUUGAAUAAAAGAUAAUUUAAGUUUGAUAAGAUAUGUAUAAAACCAGGACAGUCACAAAGAAUAGAAGAAUUAAUACAAGAUCACCACAACACAUUAUACAAGACUUUAUAUAAGAUCACUGAGAUUGAUCCAUUCAUAAAAAGUUAGAAGAAUUAACUGUCCUAUUUUAGGGCAAUGGGCUUUAAUGGGUUGAUUAGAGAAUCUCGAUUUAGUGAAAUUGACAAAGAGAUGAAGGGGAAGAGAUUUUUUUCGUAUAAGAUAGUGUACAGUGAGACGAUAUAAAACAGAAGAUUAUCGAUACCUAUGUACUACAAAGGGUGUAAUAACUUGCACGCAGUCAUUGGUGUACAUUUCAAGGGAAUUACACUGGUGUUGCAUGUAAGAAGGAUUGUGUUAUUCGAUUUUCCAUCUCUCGUUUUCAUUUUACCCUUACUUAAUUUAUUAACAAUCUAUAACAAGAAAAAUUAAAAUAUGAGAAAUUCAACAAAAUAAAACAUAAUAUAAAAAUAAAUUAUAAAUUUAAUAUUUUU
Formica exsecta is the source of this 4315-nucleotide messenger RNA. RefSeq names its product protein nervous wreck. Gene Ontology annotation, cellular component: recycling endosome; neuromuscular junction. The coding region runs from base 240 to 3203 and encodes 987 amino acids. The record is from RefSeq and is a predicted model, not a curated record. NCBI's taxonomy places the organism in Eukaryota, Metazoa, Arthropoda, Insecta, Hymenoptera, Formicidae. Gene Ontology annotation, biological process: neuromuscular synaptic transmission; regulation of actin filament polymerization. The transcript is spliced from 22 exons. Gene Ontology annotation, molecular function: protein binding.